This is a messenger RNA of Schistosoma curassoni, 2376 nucleotides long. The record is from the annotation of a GenBank genome assembly. Lineage: Eukaryota; Metazoa; Platyhelminthes; Trematoda; Strigeidida; Schistosomatidae.
AUGAGUCUAUUCGAUGAUCUCCCUGAGCCAAGUGUGGAAAGCAAUGAUCUACAGAAACCUGAAAUAUUGGUAGGAGACUCCAGUUGGGAUGAGUCGGAAUCUGUUGUUAAACUUACUCCAUAUCUUUGUUCUGUUGUCGCCAGAAAAGGUGAGAGACCGGAAAUGCAGGAUUCCCAUAUUGUGGUCGAUAACUUGGUAGAGCUAAUGUAUCGAGGAGUCUCCAAUGAAAUAGCUAGAGUGUGCUAUUUCGCUAUUUUCGAUGGACAUGGAGGAGCUAAAGCAGCUAAUUUUGCUUGCAAGCGUUUACAUCAACAUAUAGCCAUGCGAUUUCCUCGAGGUGGGAUGCAACAGGUAGAAAAGGAUAUUAAACGUGUGUUAUACGACUCUUAUAAGAAAACAGAUGAGGAGUUUUUGAGAGAGGCUUGCCAGCAGCGCCCUCACUGGAGAGAUGGUAGUACAUCAGCAACAAUCCUAUUGGUCAAUAACACACUAUACAUUGCAAAUCUUGGUGACUCUAAAGUUGUCCUAGCCAGAUUGGUUGAGUCCCCAUCUGAAUCUAAUAACGUUGAUGUCAAUAGUAGCAAUACUUUAAGUAAUCCAAAAUUGAGUGCAAUCUGUUUAACAAAAGAUCACAACCCCAUGGAUUAUGAAGAACGACAGCGUAUUCAAGCCACCGGAGCUUCUGUUCAAAAUGGUCGUGUUAAUAAUGUCCUAGAAGUUAGUCGGUCAUUUGGUGACUAUCAAUUUAAGAAACAAGGUGUUACUUGUAUCCCGGACGUGAAAAAGUGUCAGCUAACGGAUAAUGAUCAAUUCCUGUUAAUAGCUUGUGAUGGUCUGUGGAAAAGUUUCCCUCCGAAUGAAGCUGUUCAUCUCACUCAUGAACUUUUGAUGCAAGAGAUUAAAAAGUAUGAAAAUGAACACAGAGAAUCACAAAAUGGUCAAUGUACUGAUUAUUCUCAGAUUUUGUGUCAACGGCACCUGGACUCAGUGUGCACGCAUUUGGAGAAUACUUCGGUAGCAACAUAUCUGAGUGAAGAUGUCAAAUAUCCAGAUUUCUAUUUCAACUAUCUUCUGAAAAACCAACUGUGUAUUUUUGACUCUUGGAUUACUAAAAACUGGCCAGCAUGUUUUUCAUGGCGUUCCCCUGAUGGACUGAUUGACUUAAAAAAAAUAUUCGAAAAUGUUCCAGACGAGAAAUUAUGUGUUUCUGAUUGUUCUGUAAUCGAAUUCAACACACAUCCUGUUCGUGAAGUCACUGUUGAAGAAUUUAUUUCGUAUUGGACUGAUAAAGCUCAAGGAAAAGAUGAUCGCAUUCUAUAUUUGAAAGAUUGGCAUUACUUUAAAAAGAGUUCAGAAAACAGUUGGUUCACGUUACCUGAAUAUUUUUCUUCUGAUUGGUUAAAUGAAUUUUGGAGCCUACGAAAUGAUCUCUCUGAUGACUUCAAAUUUUUAUAUUUAGGGAGUCAUGGAACGUGGACACCUUUACACGCUGAUGUGUACCGUUCUUUCAGUUGGUCUGCCAAUAUACUUGGCCACAAGCGUUGGUGGAUUUUUCCUCCUGGUGAAGAAAGAAAGCUCUUAUCAUCCAACGGACAAAUUCCUUUUGAUAUACGCUCCAUUAUAAAAGACAGGACAGAUGUGAAGUAUUAUUUAGUCGACCAAUAUUCUGGACAAGUGGUUUUCGUACCUUCUGGAUGGUAUCAUCAGGUUGUAAAUAUGACUGAUUGUAUAUCUAUAAACCAUAAUUGGUUCAAUGCUACAAAUGUAAGUCAUGUUUGGGAUCAUUUACAAGAUCAAUUGAAAGCUGUUGAAGUGUCAACUCAAGACGUAUCUUCUAUUCCUGGAUGGCAUGAAGAGUGUCAGUAGUGACUUAUGCUGAGUCAAGAAAUAUUGGAAAUUCGAAUUGAUACUCAUUGGGACAUCACAAAUCUACCACUGUAUCCAAUAUUCAAUUACUUUGAAAUUAUGAAGUCUAAUAUUGAUAAUGAUACUAAGAUAUUGUGUACUACGUGAAUGAACAAGCUGAUAUAUAUGCAGUAUACUGAAUCAAAGUUGUUUUCUUCUGGAAGAAAACUUAGUUCAUAAAGAAUCAAUGCUAUCAGAUCGUCUAAAAUUUAGCGGUCAAAUUAACCAUUGUAUUAUUUUGAAUUUCAAUCCUUACAAAUUGUAUUUUGGUGUACAUGAGAAGUUCUAGAUUCAUUCUGUAAUUCAUUUAGUGUACUUCUUUAUUUCAUAGUGUGUAGUGCUCACAAAUAAGUUAUUAUUACCGUUAUGGUAAUUAACCAUAUUUUUUGUUACCUUAAACUUGAUAUAUCCUGUUUAAUUUCCAAUAGAUCAUCUUCAUUCACUCCAUCUUGUCUCAUUGUUUUCUUCGAU